AUGGAACACCAGAUGCUGGAGACAUUCUGGACCAUUAAUAAGCUGAAGAAGCACCAGCAAGACCAGAGAGUGAAGCUGAACCAGCUGCACCACAGCAACAGUGGCAGGGAAACUCAGAUGCUUGCUCUGAACACUCGCUGGGAUCCUUGGCUGGUGGGGCUCCCCAGACAGAGGAAGAAGGUGAGGCAGCAACUGGGCCAACAGAAGGACAGAUUGUCCCACAUCAACCAGAGCUUGGAAGUUCUGAACAACAAACCCAGGCUUAUGCAGCAGCAGCAGCUAAAACAGAGCCUGCAGCUCCUCAAACACUUGGUGGAGCAGGGCAAAGGAACCACUGUGCCAAAAUUACAGGACUGUGAGGCUGUCCGCAGGUUUGGGUUCAGUAAGGAUGGCAUCUACAGCAUCUUCCUGCCCAGUCUGAAGCAAUUCAAGAGGGUGUUCUGUGUGAUGGACCCCAGUGGAGGAGCCUGGACCGUCAUCCAGCAUCGGGAGAAUGGCACAGUGAAUUUUGUCCGGAACUGGGAGGACUACAAGCAGGGAUUCGGUGACCCAGCUGGGGAGUACUGGCUGGGCAAUGAGGUGGUGCACCAGCUCACCAGCAGCACUAACUACUCCCUGCAUGUGGAGAUGGAAGACUGGGAUGGCAACAAGUUCUCCGCCAACUUUGAGCAUUUUGAAGUUUACAACGAGGAACAGUUUUAUAGAAUUUUUCUGGACAAGGACCACGGUGUGUCAUCUCGCAACGGUCUGCUGAUCCUGGGGAACAACAACUUCAGCACCUGGGAUGCAGAUCAUGACAACUGUGGCUGCAACUGUUCAGAGAUUAUGUCUGGAGGGUGGUGGUUUGACGCCUGUGGCAUGUCUAACCUCAACGGCAUCUACUACGAAGCCGGCCAGCACAAGAGGAAGAUCGAUGGAAUCCGCUGGGACCAUACUCCCAGCCACUCCAUCUCUUCUCUCCGCACCUCCCGCAUGAUGAUGAGACCCUUGCACAGCUAG
Octodon degus (degu) is the source of this 999-nucleotide messenger RNA. Its product is annotated as angiopoietin-4-like. Bases 1 to 999 code for a protein of 332 amino acids. NCBI's taxonomy places the organism in Eukaryota, Metazoa, Chordata, Mammalia, Rodentia, Octodontidae. The record is from RefSeq and is a predicted model, not a curated record. The transcript has 7 exons.